AUCGUUCCUCCUCUUCACCUUUUCUUUUCUCACUUCUGUCCCAUACGUCCUAGCCUUACACCACAUCUUCACCUGGUUUACUCUUGGUACUACGGAUAGUACCUGCCCUUCCCACCUCCUUACCUCUUCUCUUCCCAUCUUCCCGCACUGCGUUGACCUGUUGGCCUUCGUUGCCAUCGUCAACGACUCUUCUUCUCCAGGCUUGUCCUCUUGAAAGGGCUGUUACCUGCUUCACUACUUUCUCUCUCUUCUCUACUGUCUACGCGUACAGCCUCGCCGGCCAACCUACCUACGCGUCCUCCAACCCGCUUCCGCCGUCAACGUCGUCGCCGCCGCAUCCAACAAUACACCUGCGGCGCCAAUUGGUUAAUUACCGGCUUUCUCACUACAGGGCAUAGUACCUUGUUCGCGACUGAUCCAGCAUCUCUAGCAAACUUCUGUAGUUUGGUCAUCUCACCUGCAGUACUCACAGAUCACAAUGGCGUGCUUUGAUAGCAGCUACACCACCGCCUCGCCUGUCUUGGGCAUCCAGCCUCAGGUCGCCCAUCAGUCACCGUUCGACAGGCCUAUCUUCUCACACUCGUCUCAGUCCUUUGGCCAUUCAGUCGCAUGCACCAGCCGUCCGAUACUGCAUUCCAACGCCACAUUCGCCGGCAGGAAGCGGUCUAGGGACGAGGCAGCACCCAACCUCGACGAGCCAGAGAAGGUCGUCCCAGCUCCCAAAGUCGAAGAAGCCGAAGACGAGUGGGAAUACGGCCCUGGGAUGAUCCUCAUCAAAAAGAAGACUGGCUACGUCGUCGACGCCACCAGCCAGUCCGGUACAUGGGUCGAGGACAAGGCGGCUCAUGAGCACGGCCGCAAGCUCGAGGAGGCCAUUGCCGAGCAGGAGAAGCUCUCUCAGGAGCGACCGUCCCUGCGGAGCCACAAGUCGCAGCGCCUCACCAUGACAAGCGAUACGCCUGCGCCUGUCCAAGCUGCCCAGUCCAACAAAGGCAGCCCGGGUCGCGACAACUCUCCCGAGGCUCCCUCCCAACCUGUGGUUGACGAGUUCACAAUGCACCUCGGCAUCGGAUGGGCACAGCUCAGCACGGACGAGCACAUCCAAGCAGCCGCUCGUGGCUGGCAGCGGUAUAUCGAGAACCACUUCCCCGUCACCGACGCCAAAAUCCGACUGCAGAGCAAGGGACUCAACGCAUAUCUUGUUGAGGGGCGGGAAGGCUUUUUCCUCUUCGCCGAUAACCUGCGCGAGGGUCGUCUCGUCAGCCGCAAUGCCUACUGCGCUCUCCAAAACCUCAAAACAUCGCCGCCCGUCUUCGACGGCCAGAGUAUGGCUGCUGCUACGUCCCCCCGCGCUUCUGCCGUGGACGCCACCCCCCUCGCAUCGACAACCACCGUUCCCGACAUGGACGUGGACAUGAGCUGAAUGACUGCAUUACUGAAAUUGGUGUUGAAGAGAGAAAGCUUUUUUUCGAUCUGUGUUCUGGUUGUGACCUUGCAAGGCCUGGGUUGCGCCAUUGACGGCGCUGGCGUAGUGAUAUAUUUUCGGGAUUUUUGAGGUGAUUUAACCUCCACGCGACAUCCGGGGCCAUAAAAGGUAAUUGGCGAUCUAAAGGGGCGUUUCUGCAACGGAAAUCAUUUUUCCCCUUUUCUUUUUGCUAUUCCUAGCCAUGUACUAUUAGCUGCACAUACACACAAAGGACUUUAUCUACGACG
Molecule: messenger RNA, 1713 nt
Organism: Cryphonectria parasitica EP155
Lineage: Eukaryota; Fungi; Ascomycota; Sordariomycetes; Diaporthales; Cryphonectriaceae
Exons: 1
Coding region: 479-1423 (314 amino acids)
Source: RefSeq, a predicted model, not a curated record